This is a messenger RNA of Dunckerocampus dactyliophorus (ringed pipefish), 3043 nucleotides long. RefSeq names its product FtsJ RNA 2'-O-methyltransferase 3 (gene ftsj3). Gene Ontology annotation, biological process: maturation of LSU-rRNA from tricistronic rRNA transcript (SSU-rRNA, 5.8S rRNA, LSU-rRNA); rRNA methylation; maturation of 5.8S rRNA from tricistronic rRNA transcript (SSU-rRNA, 5.8S rRNA, LSU-rRNA). The record is from RefSeq and is a predicted model, not a curated record. The transcript has 21 exons. The coding region runs from base 113 to 2659 and encodes 848 amino acids. Lineage: Eukaryota; Metazoa; Chordata; Actinopteri; Syngnathiformes; Syngnathidae. Gene Ontology annotation, cellular component: nucleolus; nucleus; preribosome, large subunit precursor. Gene Ontology annotation, molecular function: rRNA (guanine) methyltransferase activity; rRNA (uridine-2'-O-ribose)-methyltransferase activity.
CGAAGCAUGUGACGUAGAAUAUCUGCGCACGAGCGACCCACACGUGUGGUUUAGAUGUGUAAAAGUGUAGCAUAUUGGUGCUAAAUUCAGCCGUCAAGCCGCCGCCACAAACAUGGGGAAGAAACUCAAAGUCGGAAAGACCAGGAAGGAUAAAUUCUACCACUUAGCCAAAGAAACAGGUUACAGAUCCCGUUCCUCAUUCAAACUCAUCCAACUCAACAGAAAAUAUCAGUUUCUACAGAAAGCCAGGGCUCUGGUGGAUCUGUGUGCCGCUCCUGGCGGAUGGCUGCAGGUGGCGUCCAAAUUUAUGCCCAUUUCAAGCCUUGUUAUUGGCGUUGACCUGGUGCCCAUCAAGCCUAUCCCUAACGUAGUGACCCUCCAGGAAGACAUCACAACUGAGAAAUGCAGACAGGCGCUCAGAAAGGAGCUGCAGACGUGGAAGGUUGACGUCGUGUUGAAUGACGGCGCUCCAAACGUGGGCGCCAACUGGCAACACGACGCUUUCUCCCAAGCCCACCUGACCCUCAUGGCCUUGAAGCUGGCCUGCGACUUCUUGAAUAAAGGGGGCACGUUCGUCACAAAGGUCUUCCGCUCCAAAGACUACCAGCCUCUGCUGUGGAUCUUCCAGCAGUUCUUCAAGAAGGUGCAGGCCACCAAGCCCCAAGCCUCUCGGAACGAGUCGGCUGAGAUAUUUGUCGUUUGCCAGGGUUUCCUAGCUCCUGACAAGAUUGAUGCAAAGUUCUUUGAUCCAAAGUAUGCGUUUAAAGAGGUGGAGGUGCAGGCCAAAACUGUGAAAGAGCUGAUUCCUGACAAGAAGCCAAAGGCGGAGGGCUACACGGAUGGCGACCUGACACUCUUCCACAGUUUGACUGCUACCGCCUUCCUCAAAGCUGAAAACCCUGUGGACUUUCUGGGCAAAGCCAGUGAGAUCACCUUCGACAACCAAGACCUGGAAGCUCACACCACCACCACCGACGAGAUCAAGGAGUGCUGUCGUGACAUCAAAGUUUUGGGCCGCAAAGAACUCCGCGUGCUGCUGAACUGGAGGACCAAGAUGAGGAGACACCUGGCCAAGAAACUGAAGGAGGAGGCCAAGCAGCUGGACCAGGAGAUCAGCUUAAGUUCUGACGAAGAGGCGGGCAACUCAGACGACGAGCCAGGCAAAAAGGACAAGGAAGGGGACGACGAGGAGGAAAUGGAGAAGAAACUGGCCGAGCUGAAAGCGGAGGAGGUGGCCGAUCUCAAGCGUAAGAAGAGGAAGCUGCUAAAAGAGCGCAGGAAGCAGAGAGAGCGCGUGGAGCUGAAGAUGGAUCUUCCAGGUGUAUCCAUUGCUGACAACAAUGACGUCUGCCUUUUCUCCCUACACACCAUGAAGAAGAAGCAGGAAUUAGCCAGCAUAUCCAAGGGAGACAUGCAGGCAGCAGACGACCUCGGGGACAGCGAGGAUGACAUCUACCAGUCUGAGGACGAGAAAGACGAAGCAGAUAAGAUGUCCCUGGCCUCUGACUUAGACAACGAAGACAUGGAGGAGGUGGAGCACAGACAAAAGGAGCUGGAGAAGAAAGCAGCAAAGCAGCAGCAGAAGAAAGUGACGUUCACAGAGGAAGAGGAGGUGGACGAAGGGGAAGACGGUGGCUUGCUGGUGGAGCUGGAAGGAAAGGACGAGAAGAGAGAGAAUGAGACCAACUUGUGGUUCAGCAAGGACAUCUUCUCUGAGCUCGAGCUGGAAGGAGACGCCGAGAGCGAGCUCAGGCAGACGCAGUGGCUACAAAGCAAACAAGCAGGAAAAGGCAAAAAGAGGAAAGCGGAGAAGGAAGCGGGAGAGGAGGAGGCUGUUCCAGCGCAAGAGAAAGAGGCGGGGCCUUCACAAGAAGUCGUAGACGACAGCGACAGUGACUCCGAUGACAGCAGCGAUGAUGACGAAUACAUCACCAAGAUGAAGAAAGCCAAAGGUGGAAGCGGGACGGGCCAAGCUGAAGACGGCGACGAAGACUUCCAGGUUGUUCCCAUUGAAAGCACCAGUAAGAAAGCCCGCAUCCUGGAUGCAGAAGGCCUCGCCCUUGGCUGCGAGAUCGCCACAUCCAAGAAGAAAGCCAGAGACCUGGUGGACAACUCUUUCCACAGGUUUGCCUCGUCCGACGAGCCGUGGGAGGUGCCCGAGUGGUUCCUGGCUGACGAGAGCAAACACAGGAGGAAGCCGGUGCCGGUCACCAAGGAGAUGGUGGAAGAGUACAAACAGAAGUGGAAGGAGAUCGAUGCCCGGCCCAUUAAGAGGGUCGCUGAAGCCAAGGCCAGGAAGAAGAGGAGGAUGCUGAAGAAGAUGGAGCAGGCGAAGAAGAAAGCAGAGGCAGUUGUGAACACCGUAGACAUUUCUGAGAGAGAGAAGAUGGCUCAGCUCAAAAGCAUCUACAAGAAAGCCGGCGUGGGAAAAGAAAAGAGAGAGGUGACGUACGUCGUUGCCAAAAAGGGAGCCGGCAAGAAAGUGAGGCGGCCUCCUGGCGUCAAAGGCGUCUUUAAAGUGGUGGACGGUCGCAUGAAGAAAGACAUGCGGGGAAUGCAAAGGAAAGAACAGAAAGCAAAGGGCGGCAAAGGGAAAGGAAGACCAUCAAAAGGCGGCAAUAAAGGAGUGAAAACUGGUAAAGGGCGAAAAGGGAAAUAAAGUUCCAUUUUGUCUGGUUGAAUUACUCUGAAUCAAACUUUAUGAGCUUGAUGAACUCCAUCUUGAACUGCCACUUGGAAAUCUUUAAAAUAGAAAUGUCUUCAAGCUGUUUCCAGUAUCAAGGAACGUUGUCAAUUUGAACCCAUGCAUUUUUUGUAAAUAUUCUAUACACAUUUUUGCAAUAAAUAUGUUUUGAAGGCGGGCUGUCCAAACUCCACAGAGGGCUGCAUACUGAAAAAUGAAAGAAUAAGCAAAUGCUAAGAAGUUAUAAAUAUUUCUAGAAAAAACUGCAUCUCAGCAUUGAUAUGGGUGAAAAACUUAUUGUGAACAUUAGUCUUUGCUCUUUUCCCCAUUUUUUUUUUUACAUUUUCCAAAUAAUUCAAC